Triticum aestivum (bread wheat) is the source of this 1625-nucleotide messenger RNA. Its product is annotated as probable lactoylglutathione lyase, chloroplastic. Gene Ontology annotation, cellular component: cytoplasm. The record is from RefSeq and is a predicted model, not a curated record. Bases 258 to 1337 code for a protein of 359 amino acids. Lineage: Eukaryota; Viridiplantae; Streptophyta; Magnoliopsida; Poales; Poaceae. Gene Ontology annotation, molecular function: lactoylglutathione lyase activity; metal ion binding. The transcript is spliced from 9 exons.
GGGUGCCCUCCCCCUGCCCUACGUGCACCCAGUCCCACCCUGCCUCCUUUCGGCACCCACCUGUUGUCGUUGUUGUUGCUAGCCUUCCUUGAUCUUCCCACACUCACGACACCCUCCUUCCUCCCCCACGCCGACUCCAACCAGCUCCCUCCUCCCGCUCGCCGCAGGGGAAAUUGGGCGAUAGCAAGAAAGCGCCAGCCACGACAGCGCACGGCGCGCAAGCACACCGGACGGCCCAGCGUCACGCGCCGACGACGAUGAGGGUCAGCCGUGGCCCCGUCGCGUGUGCCGCCCUCAUGCUCCUCUCCACCGCUGCAGCUCUGCGGUCGGAGCCGAUCAGGCUGAGCAGGAGCGGCGCGCCCAAGCUCCGCGCCUCGGCGGGCGCCGCGCACGCUAAUGCCACCUUCUGUAGCAAAGAGGAGGCAUUCGCCUGGGCCAAGAAGGACCACCGGAGGCUCCUCCACGUCGUCUACCGCGUCGGCGACAUCGACAGGACCAUCAAGUUCUACACCGAAUGCCUGGGCAUGAAGCUGCUGAGGAAGCGUGACAUACCCGAAGAGAAGUACACCAAUGCUUUCCUCGGAUACGGCCGCGAGGACGCCCAUUUCGUCGUUGAGCUCACAUACAACUACGGGGUUGACAAGUAUGAUAUUGGAGCGGGGUUCGGUCAUUUCGGCAUCGCAACCGAUGAUGUGGCCAAAACGGUUGAAAUCAUAAGAGCAAAGGGAGGCAAGGUGACAAGGGAGUAUGGCACUGUCAAGGGUGGCAAGACCGUGACCGCGUUCAUCGAAGACCCCGAUGGCUACAAGUUUGAGAUCCUUGACAGGCCAGGGACUCGAGAGCCACUAUGCCAGGUGAUGCUUCGUGUCGGCGACCUCGACCGAGCCAUAAGCUUCUAUGAGAAGGCUUAUGGUAUGGAACUGCUCCGAAAGCAAGAUAACCCUCGAAACAAGUAUACGGUGGCGUUGAUGGGGUAUGGGCCCGAAGACCGGAAUGCAGUUGUGGAGCUGACCUACAAGUACGGUGUCGCUAAAUAUGACAAGGGGAAUGCCUAUGGUCAGAUAGCGAUAGGCACCGACAAUGUCUACAAGACCGCCGAGGUGGUGAAGCUGUCCGGAGGGCAAGUGGUGCGGGAGCCGGGUCCCUUGCCAGGGAUCGGCACCAAGAUCACAUCUGUGCUUGACCCUGAUGGGUGGAAAACGGUAUUACCUUGCUCCCAUCAUGCUAGUUCAAUUAUUGCUCACCGAGCCGAGACUCAAAUAUGUCUAUGUGGCAUGCAGGUAUUUGUUGACAACAUUGACUUCGCCAAAGAAUUGGGUAGUCAUGCACACCAUUGACUUUGCUGAAGAACUGUAAACGUCGACUCUUCGAUUUUUACCAUCGACGUAAACAUGAGUGCACAUGCUUUGGGAGAAAUUUUAAUAUUUGAGUAACAACAAAUGGGGGAGAGAGCACCGAGAACCAACUCUGAUUCUAUGGAUGCCAUUUCCCUUGCAGAAGUUGAGUUUUGAUGGGUUUUGAGCAUGUUUGAAAUGCAAAUUCAAAACAUUGCAGUUUGUCCGGACCGUAAAAAUAUAUGAUAUGAUCCAUAAUCAAGAAAAAAUUAAUAUGGUCCUUCGUGAAUC